Messenger RNA from Ochotona princeps (American pika), 2185 nucleotides. RefSeq names its product forkhead box I1 (gene FOXI1). The record is from RefSeq and is a predicted model, not a curated record. Gene Ontology annotation, biological process: regulation of transcription by RNA polymerase II; anatomical structure morphogenesis; cell differentiation. Bases 999 to 1922 code for a protein of 307 amino acids. The transcript has 6 exons. Lineage: Eukaryota; Metazoa; Chordata; Mammalia; Lagomorpha; Ochotonidae. Gene Ontology annotation, molecular function: DNA-binding transcription factor activity, RNA polymerase II-specific; RNA polymerase II cis-regulatory region sequence-specific DNA binding.
AACUGUCCGCUUGGAGAAGCCAGGCAGAAAGUUGAGAGUGUAUCCUGUCCAGCGGACGUCAGGCAAGAAGGUGAGAGUGGAAACCCAUCCAAUCCACAGACUCGAUAACACUCUGGAAGUCUUUCGUUGUGAUUUAUAAAAUAUUAAUGGGUUCUAUUUACUUAGAGGUUUAUAAUAAAUAACCCUUAUAAUAAUAAGGGUUAAUAACCCAAACUGUUACAAUAAUAAGCACAAUUAACCGUACUGUUUUCCUUAGACUCAACUCUUUACGACUCCCAUGGGAAAGCCCUUAAGAGCCUUGUACACGGCUGUUUUAUGACUGCUUAUGAAAUUGUAGGAGAAGGUAUAGAUGGCCGCCAGGGGGCGGUAUUACUACAUGUUUCUUCGCCCUGUCGCUCACCGGAGGCAAGGAGCCGCUGAGCAGAGAUGACCUUCAUCAGGCAGGCUGCUACCCAGCCUCCAGGGCGGAAGUCCCAAGCAUGGAGACACAGUCCCUGCCAAGAGCUCCCUGUGACGUGCAGAGAAGAGCGGCAGUUUGAACUGGGAUUUCUUAUCCCCAUUUACAGACAAGGAAUUGGACAGAGACUAGGAACUCACUCCCUGGAUACCAGUACACAUGCAGUGUUAUUCACGUCCCCACCUGUUUUCCUGAUGCGGUGGCAGAGCUCAGGGCCUGGUCUGGAGCUCAAGGAAAGGUUGGGAGCAGCUGCUGCAAAGCCACAGUGGAGAAUGGGGAGCCCAGAGAGAGGCUGUGGCCUGGCUGUGCAGCAUGAAGAGAGAAGCCCUGGAGCAAGGAACUCCCGCUUGCAGCCAGGGGCGGCUGCUGGAGCUUGUACACGCCCUCCCCUCACCCACUCACGGUGCCACUCCUGUUGGCAUGGUCAGGAAUCCUGCUGCUUCUCCAGGGUGUGCCUAGCCCUCAGCGCCCCCCUUCCUUCGAGGCCGGUGGCGAGUAUGGGGCCACCCCCAAUCCCUACCUCUGGCUCAAUGGGCCAGCCAUGACCCCAUCACCCUACCUGCCAGGCACCAAUGCCAGUCCCUUCCUGCCUCAGGCCUAUGGUAUGCAGAGACAGCUGCUGUCCAGCAUGUCUGGGCUGGGGGGCAGCGACCUGGGCUGGCUGCCCAUCCCCUCACAGGAGGAGCUGAUGAAGCUGGUGCGGCCUCCUUACUCCUACUCGGCUCUCAUUGCCAUGGCCAUCCAUGGGGCGCCGGACAAGCGCCUCACCCUCAGCCAGAUCUACCAGUAUGUGGCCGACAACUUCCCGUUCUACAACAAGAGCAAGGCGGGCUGGCAGAACUCCAUCCGCCACAACCUGUCGCUCAAUGAUUGUUUCAAGAAGGUGCCGCGAGAUGAGGAUGAUCCAGGCAAAGGGAAUUACUGGACGCUGGACCCCAACUGCGAGAAGAUGUUUGACAAUGGCAAUUUCCGCAGGAAGAGGAAGAGAAAAUCAGAUGUUUCUUCCGGCGCAGGCUCCAUGGCCUCAGAGAAGAAUGGGAGCAGUCUCCUAGCCGGCAGUCCCAAGACCUCAGAGCCACAGGACCUGCUGGACAGUGUCUCUACGGGCGCACCUGGCUCGCCAGAGAAGGGGCCAUCCCCGCCCCCCUCGAGCACCCCUUGCCUCAACAGCUUCCUCUCCACCAUGACGGCCUACGUCGGCAGUCCCAGCCCCGUGAGCCGCCCUGUGGCCACGCCAGGACUGAAUCUUGAGUCCAAUGAAAAGAUGGGGGUGCAGAACUCAUUGAGCUUCAACACCUAUACACCCCUCACCACCAACCCUGGGGGCGGGGGUGAGUGGGGCAACCCCGGACCCACCAAUGCCCUCGGCUAUGGAGGUGCCGUCCUCAACCAAUUCACCCCUCACUUCUACAACAGCAUUAACACCAGUGGUGUUCUCUACCCCCGGGAAGGCACCGAGGUCUAGAGGUAGGGCAGUCCCUCCACCCUACGGACAUUCCCCAGGGAGGGAGAAGAGCGGUCAAGAUCAUCCAGACUAGCUUCCUGACCAUUGCCCAGCCAAGAUGCCACCCAGCAUGCUCAGAGGAGCCCAUCAAUCUCUCUGGAAGGUUGUUUCAACCUACACUUAGCCACACACAGAAUCACUGGCUUUGUGGGGAAAUCCCGGUGCCGGGAUGCUGAGGGCAAUGGUGGCUGUGUGCUGAGGGCACCUGCAUGUUUAGUGCACAG